Molecule: messenger RNA, 1833 nt
Organism: Serinus canaria (Common canary)
Lineage: Eukaryota; Metazoa; Chordata; Aves; Passeriformes; Fringillidae
Biological process (GO): regulation of cell population proliferation
Source: RefSeq, a predicted model, not a curated record
AUGAAGAGAAGUGAGAUGCCCAGCUUCAAUAACCUGGCCCACCUGGCAGAAGAGAGCAGGAACCAGUUUGGUCUUGGAAGACCUACCAAGAAGAUCACCUUUGUCACCAAUGGAUUGGUCAGCAACCUGAGGUCUUAUGGAUCAGAUGUCUUCUCUAUGUGCAGUGGACUCACCACCUACAUGACUUAUGAAGUUCAUGCCAAGGUCUUAGGCAGUAGCUCAUGGGGUUUUGUUUCUUCCUUUCUUGCUUUCCAAGGAGUCCAAGUCAAUCUGGGAUCAUGCAUUACCCUGGAUGUCCUGAGAGUCGUGGAUCUGAAGUACUGCACUGGCAAUGGCAAUGGACAAGGCAGCAUCUUCAACCACACUCAAGUCAUCAUUGGUGGCCAGUCCCAAGUUGUGACCAUCAACAGGCAAUGGCGUGUGGCUGUCAUUGAGAAAAGGGCUGGCAUUGGGUCCUGGAAAACCAUCUGGAACUACAACACGGGCAUCAUUGUAACCAAAGUCACUCAGCAGAACGCCUGCUACAUUUCCACCAUGAACAGAAAUCAGAUGCCCCGCUUUGAUAACCUGGCUCGCCUGGCACAAGAGAGCAGGAACCAGUUUGGUCUUGGAAGACCUACCAAGAAGAUCACCUUUGUCACCAAUGGAUUGGUCAGCAACCUGAGGUCUUAUGGAUCAGAUGUCUUCUCUAUGUGCAGUGGACUCACCACCUACAUGACUUAUGAAGUUCAUGGAGUCCAAGUCAAUCUGGGAUCAUGCAUUACCCUGGAUGUCCUGAGAGUCGUGGAUCUGAAGUACUGCACUGGCAAUGGCAAUGGACAAUCUCAGCAGAUUCCAGGUGGCAUCUUCAACAACACACAGGGCAACAUCUUCAACCACACUCAAGUCAUCAUUGGUGGCCAGUCCCAAAUUGUGUCCAUCAACUGGCAAUGGCGUGUGGCUGUCAUUGAGCAAAGGAGCUUCAGCAGGUCCUGGAAAACCAUCUGGAACUACAACACAGGCAUCAUUGCAACCAAAGUCACGCAGCAGAACGCCUGCUACAUUUCCACCAUGAACAGAAAUGAGAUGCCCCUCUUUGAUAACCUGGCCCGCCUGGCAGAGGAGAGCAGGAAUCAGAUUGGUUUUGGAGGACCUUUCAAAAAAAUCACCUUUGUUGCCAGUGCAUACGUGAACAACCUGAGGUCUUAUGGAUCAGAUGUCUUCUCUAUGUGCAGUGGACUCACCACCUACAUGACUUAUGAAGUUCAUGGUUUCCCAGGACCCCAGGUGAAUCUGGGAUCGUGCAUUACCCUCGAUGUCCUGAGAGCUGUGGAUCUGAAGUACUGCACUGGUAAUUUCCAUGGCAAUGGACAGUCUCAGCAGGCAGGGAACAACUGCCAUUUCUCUGGUGCCUGUGUUUUCCAAAACAUGACUCUCAGCAGCCAAACACGUGAGGUGAUUAUCGAGCAAAGGAGCCAGCAGUUCUCCUGGAAAACCAUCUGGAACUACAACACGGGUGUCAUUGCAACCAAACUGGUGCAAGAGAGAACGUGCUACAUUUCCACCAUGAACAGAAAUGAGAUGCCCACCUUUGAUGCUCUCGUCAGAUAUGCUUCAGAGAACGGGAACCAGGUUGGCCUUGGAAGACCUACCAAGAGGAUUGCCUUUGUCACCAAUGGACUGGUCAACAACCUCUACUCCUAUGGAGCAGACAUCAUGGCUAUGUGCAGUGGACUCACCACCUACAUGGCUACCGAAGUUAACAGACCCCAGCUGAUUCAGGGAUCAUGUAUCUCUCUUGAUGCCCUCAAACUUGUGGAUCUGAGUUAUUGUGGUGGCAAUGUCAAUUCCUGA